Molecule: messenger RNA, 2868 nt
Organism: Phalaenopsis equestris
Lineage: Eukaryota; Viridiplantae; Streptophyta; Magnoliopsida; Asparagales; Orchidaceae
Product: conserved oligomeric Golgi complex subunit 7
Exons: 10
Coding region: 93-2597 (834 amino acids)
Biological process (GO): Golgi organization; intracellular protein transport; retrograde vesicle-mediated transport, Golgi to endoplasmic reticulum
Cellular component (GO): COG complex
Source: RefSeq, a predicted model, not a curated record
AAUGUGAUGAGAAGUUGAUGCAAAAUGUGAUAAGAAGUUGAUGCAGUGAACUCCAAGCCGCGAAUCUUGGAAGAGCAAAGCACAUAUCUACAAUGGUGGUGGUGGAUUUGGUAGAGUUCUCGGAGGAAAGCUUCGACCCCAAGCGAUGGAUCAAUGCUGCGCUUGAUUCACGGCACCCUCAGGAUCCCAUCGAUCACUUUCUUUCAGAUUUGGAGGAGAGCCUCCGUUCGUCUUCGGAGAAGAUCGCCGAUUCGCUCGAGCGAGAAGGAGUUGAUGCUCUACGCCGCGUCCCCUACGCCUGCCGCGAGGCCAUCCACCUCCGUGACGAUGCUCAGGCCCUCCGAUCCGUCGUCUCCUCUAUCCUUCUUAAGCUCAAGAAGGCAGACAGUAUAUCAGCCGAGUCUGUGGCUGCUCUUGCAAAAAUUGAUAUGGUAAAGCAACGUAUGGAAGCAACUUAUGAAACAUUGCAGGAUGCUGCAGGCCUGAAGCAGUUGAGUGCAAGUGUUGAAGAUGUCUUUGCUAGUGGAGAUCUUCCACGGGCUGCAGAAACUUUGGCUAAUAUGAGACAUUGUUUGUCUGCUGUUGGCGAGGUUGCGGAGUUUGCCAAUGUAAGAAAGCAAUUGGAAGUCUUGGAAGACCGGCUGGAGGAAAUGGUUCAGCCUCGCUUAUCAGAUGCUUUCACACAUCGUAAGGUUGAAGCUGUACAAGAUUUAAGACAAAUUCUUGUUCGAAUUGGAAGAUACAAGUCAUUAGAGCUAUAUUACACUAAAAUGCAUGUAAAACCCUUAAAAAAGCUUUGGGAAGACUUUGAACACAGGCAAUCUACCAACAAGCCUGGUAUUGAGAAGCAUGAUGAAAGGCGCUUAAGCAUUGCAGAGUCUGCAACAAAUUCAUCCUCUAUUUCUUUCAGCAACUGGCUUCCUAGUUUUUAUGAUGAGCUCUUGCUUUACCUUGAACAUGAAUGGAAGUGGUGCAUGAAUGCUUUACCUGAGGAUUACAUGUCUCUGGUCCCAAAGCUAUUGGAUGAGACCAUGGCUGAGUUGUGUUCUAGUUUUGUUCAGCGUAUCAACCUUGCAACUGGGGAUGUCGUUCCUGAAACCAAAGCAUUAAUUAAAGGUGUAAUGGAUAUCCUAUCCGGCGACAUACCAAAUUACACUAAAAUUCUGAACAAACAUCUUGAAGCGUUAAUCGAACUUCAUAACAUGACUGGUGCUUUUGCAAGGAACAUCCAACAUUUGUUUACAGAUUCUGAUGUUAAGGUUCUCCUAACCACAUUGAAGUCUGUUUAUUCUCCAUACGAAGUGUACAAAAAAAGGUAUGGCCAAAUGGAGCGGGCUAUCCUAUCCUCAGCAAUUGUAGAAAUAGAUAUCCGUGGAGCCGUUGCCCGCGGUGUAGGUGCUCAAGGCAUUGAACUUAGUGAAACAGUUCGAAGAAUGGAAGAAUCAAUCCCUCAAGUCAUUGUACUUCUUGAAGCAGCUGUAGAGAGGUGCAUAAGCUUUACAGGUGGUUCUGAAGUGGAUGAGCUUCUUGGUAUCCUUGAUGAGAUGAUGCUACAAUAUCUCUCAAACCUGCAAGAAACCUUAAAAUCCCUAAGGUCAGUAUGUGGAGUGGACAGUGUUGUACAAAGUGAUACUUCAAAGAGGGAUACAGGAAUUGACAAAAAGGAAGGAGCGCGCAGCAUGAAUGUUGUAUCUGAGGAAGAGGAGUGGUCCAUUGUUCAGGGUGCACUGCAGAUCCUUACUGUUGCAGAUUGCUUAACAAGCAGAGCAUCAGUUUUUGAAGCUUCUUUACGAGCUACACUAGCAAGAAUUGGCACAAGCCUAUCCCUUUCUAUUUUUGGUUUAAACAUUGAUCUAUCUCAUUCAGCAAGCGGCAAUGCAAAUGUUGAAUUGUCUGUUGCAGGUAGAGCUGCACUGGAUGUUUCUUCUUUGCGCCUCAGCGACAUGCCUGAGAAGGCUAGAAAGCUUCUUAAUGUCCUUGAACAGUCAAAAGAUCCGCGCUUCCAUGCACUUCCUCUCACGUCACAAAGAGUGGCAGCAUUUGCGGACACAGUGAAUGAACUUGUGUAUGAUGUCCUCAUAUCGAAAGUCAGGCAGCGAUUAAAUGAUGUAUCUCGGCUGCCAUUAUGGUCAUCUGUGGAAGAGCCAAGUGCCCAUCCACUCCCGAGCUUUAGUUCCUAUCCCCAGGCUUACGUGACUAGUGUUGGGGAGUAUCUCCUUACUUUGCCCCAACAGCUGGAACCUCUUGCUGAGGGAUUCUCCAACAAUGAAUCUAGCAAUGAAGAGGUCCAGUUUUUUGCAACAGAGUGGAUGUUUAAGGUUGCAGAGGGUGCUACUGCACUCUUCAUGGAGCAGCUGCGAGGAAUCCAUUACCUCACAGAACGUGGGGCGCAGCAGUUGUCUGCUGACAUAGAGUACCUCAGCAAUGUGUUAUCUGCACUCUCAAUGCCCAUUCCACCAUUUCUUUCAACGUUUCACACUUUUGUCUCAACUUCCAGAGAUGACGUCCGAAAUCUACUUAAAGCUGAUGGUUCGAAUCAACUUGACCUCCCCACGGCGCACCUCGUAUGCAAAAUAAGGCGCAUUUCACUCGAUUAGUAAUUUUUUUUGUCUUUAACCUUCAUUCAAAUUAGCUCAGAGAUACACACAGAGAGAGAGAGAGAGAGAGAGAGAGAGAGAGAGAGAGAGAGAGAGAGAGAGAGAGAGAAGGCUCAUCAAUUAUGCUCUUAUCUUGAUGAUUUGCCUUUGGUUUAAAAAUGUUGAAUUAGCACACAGAAUAUGGUCACCUUUUUAUCUUCUUUUUUUUUUUUUUUUUUUAAUUUCUUAGGGAAAAUAUUCCUGCAAAAGAGAACAUUCAAUCUAGACUGUU